CGGGUUGUUUGAAUUGUAUGUAGUCAGUAAUUUGGCCCAUUGAGGAAGGUACUGCUGCUACCUUUCCCUCCCUCCCUCUCUAUCUCCCUGAAUCUUCUUGCCUUCUUCCCUUCCUCCCUUCCCCUCUCUCUCCUUCUCCGCAUCUUCUCCUUCCCUAAUUUCUCUCAUUCCAACUUUGUUUUACACUCCUUCUUUGUACUUCGCCUGUUCUUCUUCUCAUUUCCAGACCUGCUCUUGGGUCUUCUUCCUCGACGCAAACACCGAUUGAGGGGAGGGUCUUUAUACUUGUCAUAUCUUACUAUCCGUCGAUCUUCACUCUUCUGAUUCUUCCUUUCUCAUUUUAUCCCACAGAAAUAAACACCACAGGGCAUCCAGCAUGCGCUACGAAAACUGGGACGUGCUUCUCUUCCCCGAAACUUCCAAGGUGCCUCUACAGGAGUUCAAGACGCAAUGCUUCGUCACCAAGGACAAAGAAUCACCCUACCUGCAUAGCCCGGCCCUGGUCACCCCGGCCUCGUGCUCGAUACCCCAGGGCAAUCUGGGACAAUUGCCGGUUUUGACUACGUUCAUCCCCAGUCUGCGUCACAAUACUCCGUUCCGAGUGUCGAUUCAUAGCUGGGAGAGGCCUGCGCCCAGUCGAUUCAUGGAAAGUCUUUUGCAGCCAGAUGAUGCACUGCUCUUCGAGGUUCGCGUCUUCAUUGACGGGCUUUGCGUUUCUGGUAGUGUAUUCAAUCAAAGAUCCUCCUGGCCUCAUGUUCUCGAUCUGAGCUCCUAUGUCGAUAAGAGCGGCAAUCAAGAUCGUCUCCGCUUCCCAACGUUCCAUCAUGAAAUCUUGAAGUCGCAACAUUGGGACGCUGGAGAGCUGUACGGCAGGAUCAGAGUGGUAAUUGCGGAAGGAUUCUCGCGGCCACAUCGGUCUCCUCCAUUUGAACGUUUGAAGGAAGUAAUUGCGUUUGCUUUUCAGCAUGCUCCGAUCCAGAUCCUGGAAUACUCCGAAAUCGCCUGGCCGAAUGCUUCUAUGUGGACGCGUGAGCCCCGGUUGUUUAAGUACAACUCUAGGGGCGCCAUAAGUGAUACGAAAGAACCGGAAGAUAGCCACACGCACUCACCUUCUAGGCAUGAUAUUCGGCACAUGCUGGCGACUAAGAGCCAGGCUAGCAACCAAUCCGGAUGCAGCUCUUGGAGUUAUCGCAAUUAUCAGCGGCAGGUUCCCCAAUGGCAAGGCCAAUACAGCGAGUCCAGAUGGCUGCCUCAAGAACACUUCAUACCAGACCCCUUUGUCGAUCCUUACGUGCUCGACCCGACUGCACGCCACCGGGGAGCUCGAGCAUCGUGGGAAGAUGUGCCUAUGCCAGACUAUGUGUCUAACUCCAGCAGUAGUCGCGCCAUCUCAAGCAUGACGGGCAUCAGUUAUGAACACAGCAAGCAUCCUAGCAUCGUUACCCCUAUCGACGAGGAGUCGUACAAUCAAUUGAUAGAAGUAUUAAGUCCUCCGAAGCCCCUCAAUUGCGGCACGUACGCGCCAACCAAUACACCUUCAACGGCAUUGCCCAUGGGGAUCAAGCUUUCGGCGGCGGCGAGAGCGCGGUCUGCAUCUUAUUCGAAGAGCAUAGGCCGAGCCUCCGAGUUGAAGGAGGUAUCACUGCCCGAAACCAGGGAAAUUUCGGGCUCAAGCACGAAGACAAAUCUUCCUGCAGAGACCGCAGCAACAAGCAAGGUGCAUGCCAGUCCGAGCACGCAUGUCAAGAGCCGAAAGGAAGGUCUCGCCUACGAGAACAAAGAGAACGAGGUUUCGGUAGAGGCGUCCCGCAAGGAUAGCGACAAAUCUCGCCAGACUCCGCUGAAACCUACAGUACGCACGAGCGAAAUAAUGGAAACCCCAACCGAGACCAAGGGGAAGAACUCGAUCGGUUCGGCCAGUGGCAGAGAGGGCACCCAAAAAUUCAAAAGAGGGCCCCUCCUGAUGUCACCCACUGAGGACCCGCCCGCGGCUGGACAUCUGGGACAUCAAGCGAGCCUUGAUGACUCCCUCGACGCUAGGUCUCCGCUUGUCAGCACGGCUCUGGAAGUGGCAGAGGUCGAUUAGCAUUACUGUGACAUUUCUAGCAUAGGCGCAUGUUUCUCUAGUUUGUUUCAUUGCCG
This is a messenger RNA of Aspergillus homomorphus CBS 101889, 2142 nucleotides long. RefSeq lists its product as uncharacterized. Lineage: Eukaryota; Fungi; Ascomycota; Eurotiomycetes; Eurotiales; Aspergillaceae. The record is from RefSeq and is a predicted model, not a curated record. Bases 377 to 2086 code for a protein of 569 amino acids. The transcript is spliced from 6 exons.